AUGUGCUCUUUCGUAAGAGUGGGGUCCCCCAAAGGCUUGGGGCGCUCCAAGGGAUUGGGAUCUUCCCUCGAGCCAGGUGCAGCUUACCCCUUAGAGAUGAGUGCCCUUGGAGGAAUGAGGGUAUCUGAGAGGAAAUCUCCCCUGAGCAUGGACGUGGCACUCACCCGGGAAGGAAAAGAUGACUUAGGAGAGAGAAGGGUCUUCAUGGGAACAACAUCUCCCACGGAGUUGGGGCUCAGAGUGGGAUUAGGAAAAGAAGAUUCUCCAUGCAGUAAUAAAUAUGAGGAGAGGAUGGCUUCACCGGAAACGAAAUAUCCAUCGAGCAAUGGGCUUGAUAUAAGAUUAAAAAGACAGAAUAUUUCUAGGACUUUCAUGGACGGGAGUAAUUUAGGAGUCAGCAGGGUCUCAGCCUCACAGGAAACAAAAUGUCCUCUGAGAAUGUUGCCAGGAAGAGCAGGUUUAGAAAAUGAGCGUUUUCUGGCAGGGUGUUGUCCUGGAAGGGUAACACAGUCUCCACUGGGCCUGGUGUGUGAAAGUUCACAGGCUCUAGGCAGCAGGAGAUGUCCUGUGGCUGGUGACUCUGAAGAGUUAGGGGCUUCAGUGGGGAAGCAACCUACUUUGGGUAUGGAACCUAGACAGGGACUGGAAAAAGAGUCCACCUGUGUGGUGAUGAAGCCCAGCAUGGAGAUGCAGCCUCCUGUGGAGGUGGACAUGGGGUUCCCCCAACCAGAGGAUCCAGAUGAAACUAAGCCUACAGAACCCCAAAUGGGCUUGGUGAUAGAACCUUCUGAGUGCCAGUUGGCUCAACAACCUGAAGAGCAAAGGGAGACUGAGAACAUUGAACCAGGAGUAGAACCUCCAGAUCGCAUCAGACCCAUAUACUCUGGGAAAUUUUUUGAUCGGUUGCCUUGCUGGCCAAGUGCAGGGAAAGUUCUUCCGAUUGGAUACAGAGCUGCAAACUGCUUGACUGAAAAACUUCCCAGGCUAAUGACCCCACCUGAAGCAAAAAAAUUUUUCAACUUCAGAUAUCCACCUGCUGGAGCCGAAAGAGUAUUUUACGGCAGAGCAAAUGAUCCCCAAAUUGCACCUUCUUUGACACAUGGAAUCAGAUCUAAAAUUUCAACACCGGCAAAGGUACUGAUCAACCCACAGCCUAUUACAACCUUUCAACAGAAAAUGAAAGAUAAGAAGGAAUCAGUAUAUUUUAGCAAUCAACGGGCACCAUUAGGAAAAUCUCAUGAUCAGACGCCAGGAUUACCUAAAGGCCUGGAUAUACUCAACACGACAUUUGGGACGGCAGUCAUCAGAGAAUUAUCUGCUAGAGAGGUGGUGAAUCCACCAAAAUCCUAUCAAGAAGUAUUUGAAGAAGGACAGGCAGGACACGAUCUGUAUAUUGUAUCUCACAAUGAUUAUUAUGCAGGAGAAGCAAAGCACCGAAAGUAUAAUCCAUCAAGUUUUCAUAGAUUUAACUUGUAUGGGAUCCCAACACCACAUUUUAAUGAUGGACGAAACAUGGCAAAAACUUUACAUUGGCUUCACGAACUACAAAUGAAAAGAGGAGCUAAGGUUGUAUCCAAGAGAGUUGAUGAUUUCAAAGAAAAAUUUCAACAUAAACUUGGAAGAAUUUUAGAUCCCAUUGCAGAAACAAUGAAUGUUCCCCCAGACCACACAUUUGGGGCUUGUCUCCGUCCUGAGGAGUAUGGAGCUGGUGAUCUCACCCACAGAAGACUUCCGGGAGAAUAUCUCCGAGGCAAGGACAGACAGAGAGCCCUGGUUGCAGCAGUGCGACAACACUUAAAGAAAGUUAACUACCAAAACUUUGACACUUUGCUGGCAGCCUUCAGACACUAUGACAAGAAGGGAGAUGGGGCCAUAGAUAAAGCUGAGCUUCGGGAAGCAUGUGACCAGGCCAGUGUGCACAUAGAUGAGAAGCUCCUGGACCAGCUAUUUGAAUACUGUGAUGUGGAUAACGACGGGCUGAUUAACUACCUUGAAUUUGCAAAUUUUCUUAACUGGAAAGAUAAAACCCCCCUUAAGGAGUAUGAAGAGAGGGUCAUUAUUAAAGGUGGAAAACCAGAUUGUGCAAACCCUGCUGAGGCUAAUGUAGAAGAAUCUGAACCAGCUCUCCUGAUAAAGCCUGAAGAUAUUGUCUUGAAAGAGCCAGGGAGCUCAGAAAAGACUCUGCGGACACUUCUGAGGCCAAGCGAUAAAGUUUCUAAUCACUACGAGACCACUUCUUCGGAGAUCAGUGCAGUUGUAGGCGCUGUUCCUUCUACUUGUUACCCCAUCUACGGUGUUCCAACCAUUCGGUCCGAUAUUCCCGCCCCCCAAAUUCGCCGUAUCAGUGACAGAACCAAUUAUGGUGAAGAGGGAAAUGCCUAUUCAUUGCUGUAUCCUACCAUCUUUGGCCAGAAAGGAUUGUUUGAAAGAGACUUCUUCAAGACCAGAUCCAAAAAAGAGAUUGCAGAGAUAUUAUGUAAAAUUGGUGUCAAGCUUUCUGAGGAUGAAUUUGAAAAUGUAUGGAAUCUUGCAUCAAAAAAACACCACAGAGGAGAAGUUUGUGUUGAGACUAUCAGAAAUGUUCUGAAUGAGUUACAGUACGCAGACUGGACCAAGUGCAAAACAGCCAUGUGAUCUUUGUGGCGUCCAUUCAUUUACACCAAAGAACUGUUACAUCUGUGUUCACCUAAAAUGUUCAGUCCAUUCUGGUUUUAGAUAUUAUAAUUCAGCAAUCACAGUGGUAGGGCUUAUAUGCCUGGUUGCGUUGCUAAUAAAUUAGAUCUUGGACUUUAAA
This is a messenger RNA of Delphinapterus leucas (beluga whale), 2794 nucleotides long. RefSeq names its product EF-hand domain family member B (gene EFHB). The record is from RefSeq and is a predicted model, not a curated record. Gene Ontology annotation, molecular function: calcium ion binding. Lineage: Eukaryota; Metazoa; Chordata; Mammalia; Artiodactyla; Monodontidae.